This is a messenger RNA of Amphiprion ocellaris (clown anemonefish), 6718 nucleotides long. Its product is annotated as clustered mitochondria protein homolog. Lineage: Eukaryota; Metazoa; Chordata; Actinopteri; Pomacentridae. The record is from RefSeq and is a predicted model, not a curated record. Bases 691 to 5760 code for a protein of 1689 amino acids. Gene Ontology annotation, cellular component: cytoplasm. Gene Ontology annotation, molecular function: mRNA binding; protein binding. Gene Ontology annotation, biological process: intracellular distribution of mitochondria. The transcript is spliced from 30 exons.
CCAUGGCAACCAGAGGACUGCUUUCCAGCUCAUGCCAAAAAGUGCGCGAGCAGAGCGGCGAGCGACUGCUGGAGGGGUUUUGUUUGCAGCACCGAGAGUUUGAGGAGGGGGGCUGGCCGUGUCAUGACUGGUUUUCACAGGUGGUAAAAUGUGCAGAGGUGCCAGACCUCCUCCCUGUCCUGCUGCUGCUAUUUAUACACCAUCUGCACGUGCUCAAAUUCAAGGUUGAUGGAGAAAUUGCAUGGACCGGUAUGGUCUGAAUACAGGAUGUUACAUCACAGCCGGCAGAGAGGUUGCCCUCUUCUGGACCUGGAUGGGUACUAUAUGUGUGUGUGGAUGUGCAUGUGUGUGAGCAGAGGGCCUGCAGGCUCAGCUCCUCUCCACCCAUGAAGGGCAAAUACCCUCACACACACAUGCACCGACACACAGUUGGUGGCUCCGCAGCUCGGACAGGGAAGCCUCCUGCUGUAGAGGAAAGUCGGGGAGACUCAGCUCUGUGAUUUCAGCAGGAUGAACAGCAGGGAAGUCUGGAGAAGAUGACACAGAAUCUCCCUCUUUCUGCACUGGAUGGAAUCCAACACAUAUCCAACAUCAUUCCAGACUUCAUCUGAGGAGAUUUAGUCUUCGAGGUUUUCCAGAUCUUUCCAGUUUAAGGUCACCUGCACAGUUGUGUUGCUGUUCUGAGGCAUCAUGGGAAACAUCCUCCAGUGCUGCCACACGCUGUCAGACUACUUCAGGUGUAAGGAUGCACCGGCCCAGGGGGAGGCGGAAAGAUCCCCUCUGCUGUCCAGCGACAAGAGCGAGUGCGAAUCUCCGAGUCUGCCGGACGACUUGGAGGACGACCUGUUAACCGUCUCCACCGGCAUCACCAACCCGGCCCUCGAGCCGGAGCACUUCCUGUUUCCUGACAUCAUCCUGAGCAGCAACCCGGGAGGCGAAGUGACUCUGGUGGAGCCGAUGGUGUGUCUGCUGGUGUCCGAGGAGGACGAGGGAGCGGGUGAGGGGGUGAGGGUGGAUGAGGACGGUCAGGAGAGGAGUGGGAGAGACAGGGGGUACUCUGAGGUGGAGACCCAGACUGAAGCUGAGACACAGAUCGGUACCGGGGUGCAGACGCAGACCGAGUCGCAGGCAGAAGUUCAGACGCAAACAGAAAUACUGGAGUGCAGUAAUGAGACCGUGGAGAGAGAAGUAAACACACUAAGUGGCACUACAGAGGAGAUAGAUUACUGGGAAGAGCAUGAAAUACUCAAAGAGGUGGAUGUGUUUUUGGAGGCGCAACUGUCACACGAGAGUAACGCAGAAGUCGACACUAAAGAAGAGAAAAAAACUGAUUCUGGAACCGGCUCUGAUGUGGAUGUUUUGACAGAAAACACUUCAACAAAGCAAGUAUUUCAAACAGAACUGAAUACUGAGCUGAUAAAGGAGAUAAACACUGAUGAGAAGAAUGUCUUAAAGCUUCAACAGAGUGAUGUUACCGCUCUGGAAAAUACAGACUUCACCUGGACAGAGCAGCACAAUUUGUUGACACACGACACUGAAAAGGAUAAGAAACAAAAUGAAUCAGAGAGCUCCUCAGAGACUGAACACAAGGCCAGUAACAUGCACGCUCCUGCGCAAAAGAAAACAAAACACAGCGAUAACAACACGGAAAUUGUGCACAACUUUGAUCUCUCUGAGUGCAGGAAUCAAGAUGAUGGACAGAUGGGAGCAGUGACAGUGGAGUCACAUCAGACUGUAAAUGAAAAGGACGUUGAUAAUAUCCACACAGAAGCAAACACGUCUGAGGACAACAAAGAUCCCAGCUUGGUUAAUGAAGGUUGCAUUUACAAAAAGUCACAGCUGCCAAAGAAGGACGAUGACAAGAAAACAGGUCUGCAGCACAUUCUGGAGGCAGCUGUUCCACAGGUGGAGGAUGAAGAAGGAGCUCAGAUGAAGCAAAUGACCUUGUUUUUAGUCGACAGAUUGUUUCUGGCAGCACCGCAUGUCAAAGCAGUGCCUCCAAGUCAAACUGAAGAAAGCCCUGAGGAUGAUCCCUCACAGCGGCCUGAUGAUGACAACAAAAGCCAACAACUCCGAGACAUAGUUGAGCUCCAAGAGACGGGUUUCACUGUCAGAAUUCAGCCUCCUGCAACAGAAAGUUUUGAGCUUCAGGUGUCCGGCCAGAUGUUGGUGGCGGAGCUGCACCAGGUGUUGAUGGAUCAUGAGGUCACCUGCCAUCGCACAUGUUUCUCCCUCCAGCUGGGAGGCAUGGCGCUGGACGGCCUCACUGAGCUGCGCUCCAUCCAGGGCAUCCAGGACGGAGCGCUGAUCAAGGUGGUGGAGGAUUCUUACACGGUGCGUGAUGCCCGUCUUCAUCUCACACAUGUCCGUGAUCUUCUGAGGAGCCUCGACCCUGCAGACGCUUACAACGGACUGAACUGCAGCUCACUGUCUUACCUCACUUUUUACACCAGAGACAAAGACAGUGAAAGUGUGGGGAAGAGGAGAACUUCUGAAAAGGAGUCUGUUGACUGCAGCCCUCCAGAUUACAUCCUCCCUGGAUGUAAAGACCGACUGCUGACUCCACUGCAGCCAGUCAGAGAUGACUGGAAGCCUUUACAGUGUCUGCGGGUCCUGACCAUGAGCAGCUGGAAUCCUCCUCCGGGAAACAGGAAGAUGCACGGAGACUUAAUGUACCUCAAUGUCCUGACUAUGGAAGACCGAGAGCUCAACAUCACAUCCUCUACACGGGGUUUCUACCUCAACCAAUCAACUGCCUUCAACUUCAACCCCAAACCUGCAGCUCCCAAAAUCCUUUGUCACUCUCUGGUCGAGCUGCUGAGUCAAGUCAGCCCUGCUUUCAGGAAAAACUUCACUGCCCUCCAGAAGAAGAGAGUUCAGCAGCACCCUUAUGAGCGGAUCGCAGCAGCUUUCCAGGUCUUCACCUGGGUCGCCCCUCAUGGAGACCACAGCUUCGACUGUGUCAGAGCAGAGGAGACUCACACCAGUCGGAUGGGCCAAGACGAACACACAGCUGGGCAGAGUCGGGACUGGAAUGAGGAGCUGCAGGGAUGCAGGGAACUCCCCAGGAGCUGCCUUCAGGAGCGACUACACAGAGAAAGGAGCAUAUUCAAGACCAACAGCGACUUUGUUGCUGCUGCAACUCGAGGUGCUGUGGCCGUUAUUGACGGUAACGUCAUGCCGUUAAACCCGGGGGAGUCGCCUCAUAUGCAGAUGUUUGUGUGGAACAACCUCUUCUUCAGCCUGGGGUUUGAUAUUUCUGAGCACUACCGACCACUAGGGGGCAACACUGCUGCUCACGCUGCUGCCAUCUGUGACCUGAGAGGAGCACAGGCGUAUGCAUCUGUGGACGUAGAAGGCCUUCACACACUAGGGACAGCGGUGGUGGAUUAUCGUGGUAUCCGUGUUAUUGCUCAGACUAUUGUUCCUGGGAUUCUGGAGAAAAACCACGAGCAGAAUGUAGUCUAUGGCUCUAAUGACAAUGGGAAAACUGUUUUUUCACACCCAAGGUUUCUGGAGCUUCUGGAUAAAACCAGCAAACCACUGAGGGUCCAGCGUCACCAGGUGCUGGACCACAACAACACCCCAGUGGAGCUCUGCUCUGGCAUGGAGACCAUCGGCAUUCUGGGCAAUGAUGGACGAGCUUACAUCUUGGACCUCCUGCGCACAUUCCCAACAGAUCUUAACUUCCAGUUCUCAGAGAAAGAGGAGACGAGGGAGGACGUGCCGAUGGAGUGUCAGAGCUUUGGUUUUCCACGGCUACAUCAUCACAGCUUGGCCAGUCUGAGACCAGAGCUGGUAGAGGCCUUCGUCCAGCACAGGUAUGAGAUUUUUGUGAAGAUGGUGUCCCAGGAGCUCAGUCAACCAGAAGAACAGGAUAAAACCACAGAGCAGAUUGAAGAGCCAGUUUGUGAGCUGACAACCGGAGACGCAGCUGCAGCUGCUGUCGACAUGGAAUCUCAUAGAAGAAAUGUGAUCCUGAAAGCCUGUAAAGCUGUUGGAUCAAUGAGCGACUCCUGCUUCGACAUCCGCUUCAAUCGAAAUAUUUGCUCUCCAGGUGUGCGUUUCACCUCUGAGUAUGUUGAGGAGGUUCAGAGGCAGAGACGAUUAUUAUGGGAUGCAGCUGCUUUUCUGCUGUCUGAUCAGAUUCCAGCUGUGCUGAGGGACUGUCUGGACCACACAGCAGUACCGAUGGAUGGAGCCACUCUGACCUCAGUGCUGCACCAGCGAGGUGUGAAUGUACGAUAUCUGGGCACAUUACUGAGGGAGCUGGACAAGCUGGAGGAGAGAGAGAGACUCAGACACAUACAGAGAAUCUCUGUCAGUGAAGUCAUCAUCAGAAGUGCCAAACACAUCUUCAGGACCUUUCUACAGAAUGUAGAACCUGCAGCUUUCUCUGCAGCUGUCAGUCACUUCCUGAACUGCCUCCUGAGUUCAUCCUCCAGUUUUCCAGACUCCUGCUCAGACGAGCUGCUCUCUCGCCGCAGGAGCCGCCGCCGUCGGAGUCACGGGAGUCGAGUCACGUCGCUGACAGACAGCGUUUGGGCUCGACUCACCUCCGCUGAGCUGUGGGGCAAAAUCAGGGCUGAGGCUCGAGAUUAUUACCACUACACAGUUGACAGUGAAAGUAUAGAUGAAGCAAUAGAAAAGCACAACCUGCAGAGGAUCUCCCUGUUGAGAGAGAUGGCCAUCAAGACGGGCAUCCAGGUGCAGUUGAGGGAGUUUGCGUUCGAGUCCCGACACAGGCCAGUGUUUGGUGAGGAAGAUGUCAUCAACAUGUUCCCUGUGGUCAAACAUCUCAAACUUACAUCAACAGAUGCCACACGGCUCGUACAGCAAGCACAGCUGGCAGUACAGCAGGGGCUUCUCAAAGACGGCUAUGAAUUGAUUAGCCAGGCCCUGACUCUGUUCAGCAGCGUAUGUGGAGUCCUGCACGAGGACGUGUGCAUGUGCCUGCGUCUCCUAGGACGUCUCAGCUACAUCCUGGGGGAAAAUGCAGAUGCCCUCAGCCACCAGGAAAAGGCAGUUAUGAGCAGUGAGAGGAUACAAGGUGUCGACCAUCCACAGACCAUACAAGACUACACUUAUCUGGCUCUGUACUGCUUUGCUGGAGGCCAACACUCGACCUCCCUGCAGCUUCUGUACCGUGCUCGGUACCUCAGCCUGCUGGUCAGCGGAGACGACCAUCCACAAGUCGCAUUGCUGGAUAGCAUGCUGGGUCUGGUUCUACAUGGACUGAUGGAGUAUGAGCUUUCCCUGAAGUUCCUACAGAAUGCCUUAAUUUUAACCUCAAAAUACCACAGUGCCACAUCCCUGAAGCAUGCACACAGUCAUCAUCUGCUCGCCACUGUGUACGAGAGCAAAGGAGAGUUUCGUUCAGCUCUGCAACACGAGAAAGAGGCUUAUUCAAUCUAUAAGAGCCAGGUUGGCGAGAACCACGACAAUACGAAGGAAAGCUCGGAGUACCUGAAGAGCCUCACUCAGCAGGCUGUGAUCCUUCAGAAAGCCAUCAACCAUAUCUACAGUAACACACCCAGUGCCUGUAUCCCGCCUCCAAAGUUUUCCACGCCAAGCCUUCCCGCAAUCUUACAGCAACUCAACCUGACAUGUGGAAUUAUUCUCAUCCCCCUCAGCGCAAAAGAAAUUGCAGACCUGAGGACUGCGUUGAAAGAAAAGGGAAAAGCUCAAGUGGAAGAGCUGGAAAACCAAUUAUUAAAGCAAAAAGGCUUGACAGCUGCUCACAAUAGACAACAGUACUGAAGUGUGGAUUAAAAAGACAGCUGGACACCCCAGCAUUCUGUAAAAAUGACCAUGGACAAUGUGCAACAAUGGCAAAUGAAAGCCUGGAAAAUCAUUGGAUGUGUAGGUUAACAGGUGCAGCCGUCCUCUUUUAAGAAGUUUGUUCUGCUGCUGGACACUGAAGAGAGCCUCAUCUACACCGUGAUAUAGCUUUUGCUGCAAUAUACAUGAUGUAUGAAUAAACUCUGAAGGCAUGAACUAUGAUGGCGAAUGUAAAUGCAUAAACGCUAAAUUAAAUCAAUGAUUGUACUACUACAUGAAAGGACCAAGCACAGUAUGUUUCAGACUGCUUAUGUGUACCGAGAAAAAUAUAGCAUCAAUGUGCUAAAUUUCUAGGAUUCUUAAAUAAUGUACUGUCAUCUUGCAAUUCCAUGUAUGUCCACAAGGUCUCACACUUGUGCCAUGAACAUUUCUCAGCGCAGGCUAGAUGAUUUAUCUCUGCCUGGAUAUUAAAAUAAGUUCUGUUUUUAAUGUGUACUCAUAGCCAUUUGUAAUUGAAUGUCAUUAAUGGUGAGGUGGCGGUACAGAAAUGGUAUGCAUAUAAUGUUUUCAUUCUCAAAGAGCAAGUCAGAUUAGUCGAGUCUAAGUGAAAAUGAAAACAUUGGAUUUUGAAUUUGUGUUAAGUGACAUUAUGUAGAGUUGAUCCACAAGCAGCAGAAUUUCAUGAGCUAUUACCUCAAAUAACCAUUGAUUCCAUGUAUAGCUUAAAGCUGUGAAUAGGAAAAUGCCCCGAUAUAUUCAGUGUGAAAAUAUUAUAGGCUUUGUUAUAGUCAGUUUUUUUGUUUUUGUAGUCGUCAUCUAUGGAGCAGCUGCUUGAAUUGUCCUCUUCUUUUCCAGCUGCUCACUUGUAUAUAAUUCACAAUGUUAAAAUAUAAAACUUGGCUGCACAGAAUAAUAAAAAUAACGUCAGGAACUUCUA